GAGAGAGAGAGAGAGAGAGAGAGAGCGCACAAGCGUGCACACACAACUCAGGCAGAGACGGCAGCUGGCUGUCAACAUCAGGGACAUGAGCACUUGAGCAAGGAAAGAGAGAAUACAGAGAGGGUCAAAAAUGGAAGGAGAGCUGACAUGAAAUGAAGACAUCAGAAAGAAAAACACAAAGGACAACAUCUAACCCUGCUGCACCACUGGGACAGGAUGUCUCACAAGGACUUUCAGAAUGAACUCUACACUAUUGGUGAAAAGUUACUGAUCAAGUUCCAGAGAUUACCAAAGGCGGAUACAUUGGAGAUUGCAUUCUUUUUUGUCAUUGUCUUGUUCAUUGCGACAAUAAUUGGAAUGAUGAUUGUAGCCUGCGGCUAUUGCUGCUUCAACUGUGGUAACGGGAGCCCAGAUCCCAAGGGCAGGAAGAUCCGUGUUCGGCCAGCAGCCCCAUGAGUGAGCACGCAUUGCAAAAAGGUUGUGACAAUUCCAAGGAAUGAAUAUGAAGAGACUGCUGUCAGUCACCACAGGAGAAACCUUGCACAGAAGUUGACCAACAAGAUGGUAAAAAGGCGGAUGACAAACAGCAAGCAAAAAAGGGGAGAAAUCCUACAUCAACUAGGAUGUUGUGGCACAGCUGCCGAAUAAUGAAGCUAUAGAGUCCACAGUAUGUGUCUCUCUGCCUUUAACAGACAUUUUACCAGCAAAACACUAAGCCUGCCAUAGCUCGCUUGGAUAUAAAUUCCAACAUAAAACCAAAAACAGCAAAAGUCAUGAACAAUCUUAAUGAAAUUUCCAAACUUGAACAAAAGGGAGAGUUGCAGGGAGAUCCCGGACUCCAGGACUCUCCGGUUUGAGCUUCAAGCUACGUGCAAGUAACACAGUGCUUGACACAACAACUGUAAUAUGGGCCCUCUGUCUUCCUUGUUGACCAACCAUCUACAGCAAAGAACGCUAAACCACAGAAUGUCUGACUGAGUAAUCCAUUCAGGAGAUGGUGCAGCUAUGCAGUUAGCAAAUGAGCUCAGAGACUAAGAAGCCAGGUGGCGAUAAAGGUCCCCCCUCCAGACGUGACAGCUGCCAAAGAGAACACACAGACUUAUGCAAUAGCCAUUGUAUGUGUAGGGACUAGGGUGAAAUGAUGAUACCUAGUUUCCAAAACACUGUGUGUUGUUUGUCCACAUUGCAGUGAUAGUCAAUAAGCAAACAGAAAGUGCUUUUUUCUUUUCUGCUCAAAAACUUUCCUGUAUUUGCAAUAAACUAUUUAGUACUAUAGAUCCAAGCGGGCAGUCGUGUUGGUCUGAAGUAGGUGAACAAAGCAGGAGUCAAGUCACACCUUUAAGACCAAUCAAGUUUUAUUCAGAACGUAAGCUUUCGUGUGCUCUCUAAGCACACUCUAAGCCCUCGUUGAUGAAGUGUGCUUAGAGAGCGCAUGAAAGCUUAUGUUUUGAAUAAAACUUGAUCGGUCUUAAAGGUCCGACUUGACUCCUGCUUUAUUUAGUAUUAUGAAAGGGGAAGAAGAGAUUGCCCAUUCUUUCGUGUUCAGAAUCUAUCACUAAACAUCUGCUUGGGGAGUGGGGUGUUUUUUUCCCCCCUGUUAACGGUUUAUAUUUGUGGCAGUAAGAUAGCCCAGCUUUAAGGCUGUGCUCGGUGGGCUCAAAAAAAAAAGAAAGAAAGAGCAGGAAAACCCCU
Heteronotia binoei (common prickly gecko) is the source of this 1692-nucleotide messenger RNA. RefSeq names its product small integral membrane protein 5 (gene SMIM5). The record is from RefSeq and is a predicted model, not a curated record. The transcript is spliced from 3 exons. Bases 217 to 456 code for a protein of 79 amino acids. NCBI's taxonomy places the organism in Eukaryota, Metazoa, Chordata, Lepidosauria, Squamata, Gekkonidae.